Guyanagaster necrorhizus is the source of this 321-nucleotide messenger RNA. RefSeq lists its product as uncharacterized. The record is from RefSeq and is a predicted model, not a curated record. Bases 1 to 321 code for a protein of 106 amino acids. Lineage: Eukaryota; Fungi; Basidiomycota; Agaricomycetes; Agaricales; Physalacriaceae. The transcript has 3 exons.
AUGACAGGCGCGUAUACUAACCGAUAUACUACCAGAGAUCCUACAUACAUGCCAAUUUCCCUUAUUUUGUAUUUUAAUGACGAAAGAAUCCUUCCACCCAACACCAUUGACCCCGAUGCCUCCAGCAAACUUAUAUCAUCAUCCGCACAGUCGAAUUCUAUCACAGUUGUAGCUAUGGACAAGCGGGAAUCUACGGCAAUGCAACACGUGAUCUCGGUGGAACCGGACCGCGGCAACGCUCCCAUCGUUCUGGCUGUUAUUCACAAAAUCCGCAUAACCCCAAUUGGGUUGUUUAACGCUUAUCCUUUACCUCUUUCCUAA